AUCGGACAUAUUUGAUGAAACACAGGAACGAUUAAAGGAGAACCUAUUUGUUUACAUAGAUCCGAAGUUGAAAUAUUUUCAGUUUCUCUGACAUCUUCUGGUUUCGAAAUUAGCCAGGGACUUUUUACUAUUUAAUAACUUACAAACAGUGAAAAGCCUUUCAAUUGUCUUGUUUAGUUAGCUCUCUGGAGCAGGUUUUCCGCUUACUACGAGGGUAGCUAGCUAGCUCGAUGUUAGCAGCAAUCUAUCGCUUGCUAUGCAUUUCACGAUGGACGACAGACUAUAAAAUUUGACCUCCGAUGUUAUAAACAAAUUGAAAGGUUGUUAUUUGCAGUUUUACAAAAAUGGAUAUCAGUCUAACAAUUUCCCUAAUGCGGGGACAGAUGGGUACCGUGAUAGAGAGAGCGGUUAGUGCCGCUGUUGAGACGGUGUUGGGAGAGAUGCUUAGAGUGGUCGGCAUUAAAUUCGACGAGCUGAAGAUGGAGGUAGUAGCUAAAGAGAAAGAGGCGGAGAACAUAAGACAGAUGCUGGAGAUAUCCCGAUCUCAGAUUAAGACCAUGCGGAAACACAUGAACGCUCUGGAUGAGAACGCGCACUCUGCCACUUAUCAGACCUACCGGACAGCAUUCGGCCAUUCUGAUCCCCGCAGAAUUCACGGUUCCUCCGAGGCCGCACUGUCCUCGGGUUUACCACAGCCGCCGAGAAGGACGGUUCCAAACAACAACCAAAUUCCCACUACAAAUGGAAACGUACAGGCAAGGAAUCGAGUCACCAUCACCAUACCCUCUGAGAAUAUGGUCAGGGCCACCCAGCCCUCUGAUAAUUUGGUCAGGGCCACCCAGCCCUCUGACAAUUUAGUCAGGGCCACCCAGCCCUCUGAUAAUUUGGUCAGAGCCACCCAGCCCUCUGAUAAUUUGGUCAGGGCCACCCAGCCCUCUGAUCAUUUGGUCAGGGCCACCCAGCCCUCUGAUAAUAUGGUAACCGUUAGGGCAACAUCAACAUCCUUUGACAGUCACGAUGAUCUGACAACUGUGAUCUCCCCGACUCUGGAGGACCGGACAUUGACACCCACUGUCUCUGCAAUGAACAGUUCAUCAGAGCAUCUGGAACCUUUGAAAGAGGAGCCCCCAGCCCUCCUAGACCCCAAGGUGUCUGAUGAGAGCCAGAGGAGGGAGGAGGAAGAAGAGUGUCAGGCUGAGUGGACCAUAAGUACACAGCCACCAGAGACAAGCACAGACCCGGGGGCCCAGCUGGUCCUCUCCCCUCCCAGGACUGACGGAGCAGACUGCUCUGCCAGGAGUGUACUGCCAUCCUCCCAGCCCCUGUCCCAGUUCCAAGUGAAAGAGGAGGAAGCUGAGGUGGAGAUCAUCUGUAUCAAACAGGAACCAGAGGAGGUGGAGACCCUGCUGAUAAACCUGGCUGCCGAAGGCUUCAACUCUCAGGGCAACCUUUUAGAUAGGCAGACUCAGGGCAACCUCCUCCUGGACAGUCAUAGGACCAUCCCGGGCUCUCAAAGCCAGAGGGAUAGGAGAGCACCCUGUCCACCACAGAGCCAGAGGACCUUAGCAGAGAAUACACCCUUCACCUCAGCCGACUCUUGUUCAUAUGGGCUGUCCCAGGCAGUGAUGUCCAUGUCAGGAGUUGCUCCCAGGCCCAUGGUGCGUCCGUGGCCCAAGGACCUGAGUCUGUACGAGGAGUUUAAAAUGAGACGAACUGAGCUGAGGAGGAGGAGCCAGACCCGUCAGAGGGAGAUGGAGAAGAAUCUUCCCCAGCCUCUAUUAGCUGACCUGGUGAAGGAGAGACGGGAGAAGACCCGGCUCAGAGUGGCCCGCUGGAGAGCCAAGAGGAAGCUGCAGGCCUGUCUACUGACUCAGAUGACCCAACAGACACAACACCAACAGACUGGACCUGGACUGGGCCAGGGGAAUAGUCUGAACAGUGGGCUGGGGAAUCAUAGCCAGAUUAGCCACCACACACAACACAAAACCACAGGCCCCACUCAGACUCCUCAGAGGAACAAUGCUGCCGUCUCUCAAUCGCAGUACAAUAACAGUUUUUUGUACAACAGAAGUCACUGUGAGACUGGGGCUGGUAACGUUAACUACCCUCCUCUCCAGUUCAACUCCUCCUCUCUAAUGCUGGGGCAACAUGGAGGACACAAUAUGGUGGAGCACAUUAUGCAGCCUACAAUGACAUCAUCCUCACAGCAGGGCCUCUCCCUGACAGACUCUGAGCUCUACCAGUAACAAGGGAUCAUGGGUAUUCAAAUCUUACCCAACAAGUUCUGGAUUACUGCUGUUUUUUUUCUUCUUCUACCUGAUAAUGAAUUACACCCACCUGGUAUCCCAGGUCUAAAUCAGUCCCUGAUUAGAGGGGAAUCACCCACCUGGUGUCCCAGGUCUAAAUCAG
Messenger RNA from Oncorhynchus mykiss (rainbow trout), 2409 nucleotides. RefSeq lists its product as uncharacterized. Lineage: Eukaryota; Metazoa; Chordata; Actinopteri; Salmoniformes; Salmonidae. The record is from RefSeq and is a predicted model, not a curated record.